Messenger RNA from Funneliformis caledonium, 1776 nucleotides. Lineage: Eukaryota; Fungi; Glomeromycota; Glomeromycetes; Glomerales; Glomeraceae. The record is from the annotation of a GenBank genome assembly.
AAAAAAUGGCCAUAUAAAGCUUCUGAUGGAUAUAAAGCAACUCCGGAAAUCCUAGCAAAAGCAGGGUUUUAUUUUAAACCGUAUCCAGAAUCUCCAGAUAAUGUAAUUUGUUUCUUAUGUCAUAAAUCGAUGGAAAAUUGGGAUCCAACCGAUGAUCCAUUGGAAGAACAUGUUAAUCAUUCUCCAGAUUGUGCUUGGGUUAUUUGUCGAUGUAUUAAAAGAACAUUCCCUGAUGAUGAAUCAUCUUUUAGUUGGGAUAAUAAGGAACAGUUGCCCACUUCAAAGAGAAUGGAAGAAGCUAGAUUAAAAACCUUUGGCAAUUGGUGGCCUCAUGAUAAAAAAAAAGGUUGGGUUGGAACUAGUAAAAAGAUGGCCAAGGCGGGAUUUUAUCAUGCUCCAACUUUUGAAUCGAUAGAUUUCGUAACUUGUAUGUAUUGCGAAGUUGGGCUAGAAGGGUGGUUACCUAAGGACGAUCCUAUUAAAGAACAUCAUAAAAGGCUUCCUUCCUGCCCAUUUUUUGCUAAACCAGCUUCAAAAUUAAAAAAAGAAAAGGUAGCGGCACCUCCUUCUAUCAAUGAUAGCUCUCGAAGAAAUAUAGAUAAUGCUAUUAAAAUAGUUAAAGAGGAGGAAUUGGAUGAACCAACAGAUCAGAUAAAUGAAGUAGUUGAACAAGUUGAUGAUAUUAUAACAAUUGAAAAAGAAAUUGGCGAACGAUUAGAUAAUGCUAUAAUAAUAGAGGAAGAUAAGGAAGCAAGUUUAGAUAUAUUACAGAACGAUCCCAAAUUUGAAGAUGAAAUCGUCAAAGGUAACAGCAAAGAACCAUCCAAUGAUAUAGAAAUUAUUGAUUUGACUAGUGAUGAUGUCAAAGAUGACGAGUCGAGAGAAAUAUUACCAAUCAAAUGCGAAGUUAUAAACUUAGAAGAAUCAGAAUUUGAUCGAAAAAAUGAAGAAGAAAAUAUAUCUGUUACUGAAAAAUUUAAUAACGAAUUUCUGAGUAUAGAUGAUGAUAAUUUAAAUGUAGAAAAGGUUACAUCUAAUGAGCUCAUAAUUGAAAGUUCUGAAGUUAAAAGAUCAGUCAAUCUCAUUAAAAAGAAAUCAUUGGAAUACUUGAUCAGAGGUUCAACGAAUGUUGGAGGUGAAGAAAAAUCUAUCCGUGAAAGCAAACUGACGGAACCACCAGUCAAAAGAUCAAUUGGUUCAUUUAAUGAACUUAAUGUGAAUAGUAUAAGUUCUUAUGUCCAAGAAGACAAUAGAGAAAACGACCUUUCAAAUUCAGAUGAUAAUGUAACAAGUCUGGAAAUCCAGAGAUUAUCAGCUGAAUUAAAAAUACAUGAAUUAAAGAUCCUAGAAAGUAUCUCUGAUAACGCUGAUGAUUUUGAUAUAAUUCAAACAAAAAUGAGUGAUAUUGAUCUGAAUAAGGAAAGUAAUGAAAAGAUUAUCAGUCCACACACGUCCAAUAUGUGUUCCAAUCUUACAGCUUCUGAAGGAUUGAUAGAAUCACGAAUUAUUCAGCCUAUGUCGCAUAUCCCUCUAGCUAAACAUACUCCUGAAUCUACUGAGCCAACACGUACUAUUUGCAAUAAGAUUAAACCUUCAACAUUCAUUACACCUAAAGAGCAGAAUGGAAGGGCAGCAUUUACCGUUGAAGAUUAUUUAAGAAGUUUAACAGAAACCCAACAUAUGAGACUGGUUGAGAAAACAAAUCAAAAAAUAGAAACUUUAAUAGAAUUAAAGAAAAAAGCUAAAGAAGCAAUUUUAUCAAUUCCUAUAAUAUAA